AGGUUUUCCGCUUCGAGGUUUUACAUUGUGUUACUUUGAACUAAUGAGAGCUCUGUGUAUAAGAGUGAGAGUGUAUCGUUAAAGUAGGAUGGUGUCCACUGUAUUUAUUAAAAAACCAAACAUACAAUAUAUUUUAAAAACUAACAUGGAUUCAGUAAACAACGGAUUAGUUUGUAAACUUGUUUUAUUAUUGAUUUGCAUUUAUUAUACCUCUGCUGAAUCGAGCGAAAUUAAGGAUAUGAAAGAAUUGAUUUCGAAAACAGAUACAUCUAAAGAAAACCUUGAGUUAGUUACAAUUGCGCAGCCUAUCAGACAAGGCAAAGUUUACAGGCAGGAUUACAAUACUAGAGGAGACAACACUGAUUACCGAGAUCAUUAUGGUGAUGAUGCGGCCAUGAAUCAUGAUGACGAGGAUGAUCACAAUCAUAUGAAGGCAAUCAGUCAACCUAAGGUUGAUUAUUGGGCUGGCUAUUACGAUUUUUUAAUAAACGAAGGCAGCUACAAAUUUUGGGCCGUUUUUCAGCUCGCGACUGCGGCUUUGCUAAUUUACAGCGGUUUCGCAGCGCUCUACUAUGCCAAGGUGAAUCCACCUACCACGGAUGAUUAUUUUGACGAUAUAUUUCGCCGUCGACGACGACGAAGAAGACGUCGUUCGCUUCCGCACGUGCUCGCGACUCCUGACAGAUCUUUUGCUGGUCUUGAUGCCAUCACAUUUCAAAGGAUAAUUGAAGCUAUUGAAGCUAAACAAACACGUUGAUGACGUUAAUGUGACAAAAAAGGACUCAAUUUUGAUAAAACGAGUUUUUGUAAAAGCGAACUAGAGUGAGAAUGCAAAUUUGUGCGUGAGCAUAAAGUUGCACAAUCGACUAUUUGUACUUUACAAAAUCUUAACUAUUUUUAAUUAUCUAAAAAUUAGAGAAAACACAAUAUAGUUUUUAUUUAUGAAAUAUGCAGUUGAUUUUGAUAUUUACGAAACUAAUAGUUUUACGUAUAUAGUUAGAUAUAUAGUGUGUUUUGUAUUUGUGUGUGUAUACUACUUGUGCUUAUUAAUUAUAAUUUUAUGAUAGACAGGCUUAUAUUUUUGAUUUAAAAUGUAUCUAAGAAAUAUGAUAAGAUAUGCACAAUUAAACAGAAAAAUUAAAAAUUUGAAUAUUGAAUAAUAAUAAAAGUAAAGGCAUAAAAAAUGCUAUGUGAUUAAAGGUAAUCGAGUUUUGAUAAAUAAUCAAAGAUGAAUAAAUAAUUUUGACAAUUAAAAUAUCAUGCUCUCUUGAUUCCGGUCGAAGAACCGAUUUAAUUACGAUUGUGUUAGUGAUAAAUGUAUGAGCGAUGAUCAAAAUUUAAUAAAAAUUUCCAAAAAAGUUUUAAUUAUUAAAUCAAGCGGUAGAUCGAAUCAUCGUGCGAUAUGAUGCCAAUACUAAUGCCGAUGUCAUGCUCCUUUUUACGCACAUAUAGGGUGUCUGAUAAUUUUUUACACACCCGAAGUGUGAAGGUAGAUUCGAUCAAACUGAAAAGAAAAGUCCUGUACCAUUUUUUUCUAUAACGUUUAAUAAAAGAGUUAUUAUUGAGUAAAAUCUGGUCAAUCAUCGCCGAUCUUUAGCCAGGCGCCUGUCGGUAAGCUGCGCGGCUAGUAGUUGCGAGAGCACUCCACCGCUACGGUGGCGCAUCACUACCAGGCGCGGUUCUCUGAAGUGCGUCCAGUUAAAAGUCAGCGCUGAUUGACCAGAUUUUACUCAAUAAUAAUUCUUUUAUUAAACAUUAUAGAAAAAAAUAGUACAGAACUUUUCUUUCCAGUUUGACCAGUUCCAAUCUAUCUAUUAUUAUAUUUAUAAUAUACAUA
Cataglyphis hispanica is the source of this 1837-nucleotide messenger RNA. RefSeq lists its product as uncharacterized. The record is from RefSeq and is a predicted model, not a curated record. Bases 89 to 757 code for a protein of 222 amino acids. NCBI's taxonomy places the organism in Eukaryota, Metazoa, Arthropoda, Insecta, Hymenoptera, Formicidae. The transcript has 4 exons.